AUGGGAGAGGAGGAUCGUGAAGAGAGUGAGGAAGCAUCAAUGUUACGUAGGCGCCGAGCAGCACUACUUCUAUGUGUUCAACAACUGUCCCUCGCUCUCAUUGGUCUCCAAACGGUUGCGCAAUCAGCAGCACUUGUAGCCAACGACCAACUAAACAAGACCAUACCCCAGCCAUAUCACACCUCCAUUUUGACUGGCCAUGGUGGUCAUCCUGACCGCAUUUGUGCAGAACUUGGUGUCAGGCGCCAUGUUUUCCUUAGGCUGGUAGAUCUACUCAAGCGCUAUCAAUACGUUGACUCAAGGCAUAUCCACAUUGAGGAGCAACUUGCAACAUUUCUAUACGCCUGCGUCACUGGCUUAUCAGUUUGCCAUAUCGGUGAACAAUUCCAGCGAUCAAGCAAUACAAUUUCUAGGUAUAUUUUUCCCCUGCCCUCUUUCAACUAA
Serpula lacrymans var. lacrymans S7.9 is the source of this 444-nucleotide messenger RNA. RefSeq lists its product as uncharacterized. The record is from RefSeq and is a predicted model, not a curated record. NCBI's taxonomy places the organism in Eukaryota, Fungi, Basidiomycota, Agaricomycetes, Boletales, Serpulaceae. The coding region runs from base 1 to 444 and encodes 147 amino acids. The transcript is spliced from 2 exons.